Molecule: messenger RNA, 7395 nt
Organism: Cladocopium goreaui
Lineage: Eukaryota; Dinophyceae; Suessiales; Symbiodiniaceae
Source: the annotation of a GenBank genome assembly
AUGGCAUCUCGCAGUGUGAUGAGGUCCCUCACCCGAGCCUUGCGCAGCAGCAGACCGGUGCGCGGUUUCCGUGCGCUGGGCACCAGUCGGAUCCUUUCAGAUCGCUCCAAGAUUGCGGAAGCGCUGAAGAGCUCCCCGGCAUCCAUGAAGCACCAAUUCCCAGCAGACUACCACAUUUUUGAAGACGCGGCCGCUGGUGCUGGGCUGGAGGCCCACGAGGGUGCGGCUGCCGUGUUGGGCCUACUGCAUCGGGUUGGUCUUUGGGACCUGGUGAAUGCGAUGACGCAGUUGCAGGCACAAGUCCAACAAGCACAGGCCGAGAACAAUGUCCUGAAGGAGCGCAUGGCGAACUAUGAGGCUGCGAAUGUGGGUGUGGCCAACGGAGGUGGAGUUGAAGCACGAGAAGUCCUUCAAGCUCUACGAGGGUUGCCAGAUGCCAUUGCGAAGAUGUCCAAGCCGAAGGGGCUCUUCGACCCGAAGGGGCUUGGGAAGCCGCAGACCUUGGGAGAGGACGCGGAGAAUAGAUUCCGCUUGUGGGCGGUGAAGCUCGAGGACUAUGUGUACGGCGUCUAUGGUGGGAAGAGCAGAGAAGUCUUGGAGUGGGCAGCAGCCAUGGACUCUGAGAUCGGUGAUAAGGAGAUUUCGGACAACUAUGGCAACAGUGCUGACCUGCUGGAUCAAUGGGAUGAUGUCUACGACUUCAACAACCAGCUCUACAGUGUCUUGCGAGCUACAACAGAAGGAGUUCCUUUUGACGUGGUUGAGAACGUGGUGACUGGAGCCGGACUGGAUGCUUGGAGGAGCCUUCACAAGAGGUUUGACCCGGCCACGGGUAGCAGAAAACGGGUGAUGCUGCACGCCUUGACGAACCCCGAGCGUGCAAGCUAUGAGACGCUCCAGAGUGCCCUUGAGCGUUGGAAGGCACUCAAGCUGAGGUAUGACAAGAAGAAGGACCAGUUCGGGGCAAGGGAACCGUUGCCGGAGUCGUUGGUUAUGAACUCUUUGGAGAAGCUGGUUCCAAAAGAUCUUGAACAACAUCUACUUCUCAACUAUGCAAGGUUCAAGACGUUCGAGGAGAUGGAAUUGGAAGUAGUCAAUUUCAUAGAAGCCAAGACAGGGAACCGUCUGAACAUCAGCACCAACUUCGCCAAGGCUGGUGGCAGCUCUUCGUCCGCCAUUCCCAUGGACGUGGACUCUUUGGUUCGAGUAGUACAAGGUUCCAUCAGCUCUCUGGCACAGACGAAGGGUGGUGGCAAGAGCAAAUCAGGGGGAUCCAACAAGAUCAACCCUCGAUUUGAGGCCGGCAUCAGCAAGUGGUCUGGAACUAUGCUCGGUGGAGUUGGCAACGCUCACAUUGGUUCAUCCAGAAGAAGAAGACCCAGGACAGAGGAGACCACGGAGUCCGCUGAGGCUUCCGGGCACUAUGAGGAGGACGAGAUCUACGUCACCUUCUUCGAGGAGUGGAGCGACGAGCGCAAUGAGUUCGUCUAUGUGACCCCAGAUGCAGAGCAAGAAGAAUCUUGGGAUUUUCCUGAAGAACAACAUGGUGAACUUCCUGAAGUACCUCAUGAAGAACCUGCAGCAGAAGGAGCUCGAGACCGGAGUCACUCUGAAGUUUCGUCUUUGGCUCCUGGAGAACCACACUGGAUUUGCUGCAACCUGGACACCGGUGCUUCAGUGACGGUGUUCCCCAAGCGCUUUUUCGAGACCCUGGAGCCUACAUCCAUGAGGUUGAGGACGGCAUCGGGAGAGGUGGUUCAGGGCUAUGGCAAGGCAGCCAUUCGAGGAGAAGACACCACUGGCAUCAAGCGGAAGCUCAACGGCAAUGUGGCGGAUGUUCACAAGGUGCUCAUCAGCGCUGGUCAGAUGCAUGAGAAGGGCUUCACUUCGUGGCUUGGGCAAGGUGGUGGUGAGAUUAUCCCGAAGAACCACCCUGUGAACAAGGCAUUGGAAGAGGCAUACCACAAAGCAGUGGCAAGACAUGGGAAGGACGGGAUCAUACCUGUUUUGGAAGAGGAUGGAGUUUACAACUUCUACCUGAAGGAGGACAUUCCAGUGGAAGGGGCUGUAUCACCAAGGUCGCCUACGGGACCACCAGUUCAGAGAAGUUCUGUGGGUGGGACAUCGGUGACUCAUGAGGUGGUGCAGAUCCCAAGGAGGUCAACUACGUCAUCGCCGACAAGUUCAACAAGAUUGGCAUGUGCAAUUGAAGAAGAGGUGGAACUACAGGAUGGAGAAGGAGAGCAAUUCUCUGAAGGAGUUGAGGCUCGACCCGCACGUCCUGGCUGGGAUCCGGCAGUUCCAACGGAGGAGGAGAAGAAAGAACAUGAGGCCUCGGGGCAUGCGGUGUUCCGCAACUGGUGCCCUGAAUGCUUGGCCGCUACAGGUUAUGCAAAGCAGCACCGCAAGGUGGAUCACUCUCAGGAGACUAUGAACACCGUGGUGAUGGACUUCUUCUACUUGGGCGAGGAAGAGGGCAGCAAGCCACAUCUUGUUGCUCAAGACAGAUCGACAGGGAUGAUGAUGGCAACAGCUUUGGAAAAGAAAGGGAACCCAGAUACCACUGCGCAGAAACUCCUGACCAGGUUCCUGGAGCUGCUUGGAUGGAAGAACAUCAUCCUGAAGUCUGACGGUGAGCACACCUUGGUCAAGUUGAAGAAGGCCGCAGGGAGAGAUGCGCAGACCGUGAGCAAGGUGGUUUGCGAAGAGUCUCCAGCCGGAGAUUCAAAGGCGAACGGAGAAGCAGAAGCAGCAGUGCGGGAGAUCAAAUGGCGCAUCAGGGCCAUUACUAUGAUGGUUGAAAAGAAGUUCGGUGGCACUUUGCCAGAAGGACACCCGCUGCUGACUUGGGUGCCGCGCUAUGCGGCAGAACAGGCCAACAGACACAGAGUUGGCGCUGAUGGCAAGACGCCGGAAGAGCGGCGAACAGGCAAGAAAUGGGUGAAAGCCCUUCCAGUUUUUGGCGAAAAGAUCAUGGUGAAGCCUGCUGGAAAAGGGCGUCGAGGAGAUUUGACGAGGAUGAGAGAAGCCCGAUUUGUUGGGUGUCACAACAGGUUUGGCAGCAUUUUGGCCAUGACCAAAGAUGGAGUUGUGGUUGGAAGCUCUUACCACGCUUUGAGUGAGGAUCAGAAGUGGGGAGAGCUGGAAGAUGACCUACGUGGAGCACCUUGGGAUGUCAGGGCAUAUGUGAGGAGGAGACCGGUUGAGCAGCAACAGCAGUUGGCUUUGCCUGCACCCAUGCCGGUAGUUGCUGGAGCUCCCCAUCCUGGACAAGCUCAACAACCAGUGGGGCCAGAUCGAGAUGAAGGAGCCCAUGGACAAGUUGAAGCUGAGAAGGGUGAGGAGGCUGUGGACAAGAGCCCAAUGGUUGGAGCGCCAAGUGCUUCAUCGGAAGUGCCCUCAGGUUUAAAAAGGGCAUGGCCGGUCAAGAGAGAUCAUUUGGCCAAGUAUGGGAAAACUACGGGAUGCCCUGGUUGCACAUCUUUGGUGCGAGGAGUAGGGUUUCAACAAAUGGCACACAAUGAAGAGUGCCGGCAACGCAUCAAACGUCACCUGAUGGAGGAAGAUGAGAAGAAGAGAGAAGAAGUAAAAAGGUUGAGAGAGGAGGAGGACAAGGAGAUGAGCCUUGGAGAGGCUCCCAUGGCGGCAGCAGAGCCCGGUAACCUGGCGACUGGAGGAGAGUCGUCGGGGUGUCACGCGGCUGGAGGAGAGCCUGCUGUUGACCUGGGAGAUUCACUGCCAGCCGAGGCGGGGGUCAAAAGAAAGGCUGAGGACGAGGUCAUAGAUGUUGAUGACCUGGUGAGGUCGACGGAGGCUGGGGAGACCUUGAAAGAACGGUCAGUUCAAGCCCUGUCAGAGCUCUUGGACAGCUAUGAGGCGGCAAAGACGGUGGCGCAGUUGGCGGCCAUGGACGUCAUAGAAGUCUUUUCUCCACAGAGGCUGAACACCAUGGUGGAGAGGUUUGGGCUGAGGAAAGGAGCAGCCAUCGAUUUGGAGGAGGUCAAGCCUGACGGAACAGAGUUUUGGGAUCUUGACCGCAUGGAGGACUUUGAGCAGCUGAUGGAUUUGAUUGCGGUGGAACAACCAUGGUUGCUGACGAGCUCACCUCCGUGCACUACGUUUUCUUCACUGAGGAGGCUGAGCAACUUCAAGAGGCCAAAGGAAGUGGUGGAGGCAGAAGAGUCCUUGGGCAAGCUUCGAUUGUCGAGGUCUUUGGAAGUUGCAAGCUUCAAGAUUCACUUGGUGGAUGAGAUGGUGAACCUCCCCAACACGUUCUUGGUGCAGAGCCCCAUGUGCCGUUUCAACAUGAUGGCACAAGAUGACGAAGGUCGCAAAGUCUAUCCGAGAGAAUUGUGCGAGGCAAUCCUGAGGGGUCUGAAGAACCAGCUGGAGAGAGAUCACAGCAUCAGUGCCAUUGAGGAGCAAGUGGGUGGCCCAUCCCCUGAUGAUGCAGUGGAAUGGGAACAUCAGUUGGAGCAGUUUGUGGAUGAUUCUUCGGGGCAGCUCUUGGAUGCCAAGCUGGUGCAGAAGGCGAGGCAAGAAGAGUUGGAGUGGCUUCGCAAGGAGAAUGUCUACAUCAGGGUGAGCGCUGAGGAGUGCACUGGAAAACCCUUACAACUCAAAUGGGUUGAUGUCAACAAAGGAGAUCAUCAAGCACCGAAGAUCAGGAGUCGCUUGGUGGCGAAGGAAAUCAAGAGGGCAAAGCCGUUGUCUGAGCAGCUUGGAGGCGCUGAAACAUUUGCAGCGACGCCUCCUGUGGAAAGCGUUUAUGCUUUGAUGAGUGCCUUCAUGACAAGGAGGACGAGAAGUGAGGUGAAAGGCUUGACAGGCCUGGUCCAUGGAGAUGACUUCUUGGUGGUGGGCAACUUGGAAGAGCUCAAGUGGUUUGACGAGACGCUCAAGUGGUUUGACGAGACGCUCAAUGCCAAGUACACCGCGAGAUGGGAGUCACUUUUGGGCAAAGACAAUGGCAAGAAGCAGGAGAUGUUUUUCCUGAACCGCCUGAUCAAGUAUUUUCCAGAUGGAGCGGGUGGAGCAGAAAGACUGGAGAUCGAGGCAGAUGCGAGGCACGUGGACCUUCUGAUCAGAGACUUUGGCUUUGAUGCAAAGACGAAGGGCUGCGACGUGCCAGAGGACAAACCUACAUCUCUGGACCUCAUCGAGACCGAGAGGCAGCCUGGGCUGGGAGGACAAAUGCCAAGUCAGUUCAGGUCGAUGGUGAUGAGACUGGCGUAUCUUUCAACUGAUAGGCCAGACCUAUGUCAUCCUGUUCGAGCACUGGCAAGUGCUAUGAAGUCUCCGAAGAUGAACGAUUGGUUGAAGCUGAAGAAGGUCGUCCGCUACUUGCUCAAGUUCCCCUACAUGAAGCGGACCUUCCAGAAGCAGACGCUUGAGAAUGCGGCAGUGAUUUCCUACAGCGAUUCAGACUGGGCUGGUGAUUUGAAAACCCGCCGAUCAACAUCGGGUUCGGUGGUGAAAUGGGGCAGCCAUACGCUGCUGGUGAAGGGAUCGAGUCAGAAAGUGGUGGCCUUAUCAAGCUCAGAGAAUGAGUACUAUGCCAUGACGAGAACUGCAACUUUGGCUGAGUUCAUCCGCGGCAUCUUUGACUUUUGGGGCUGGAAGACCAAAGCCACGAAGCUGAGGGUGGACAGCUCGAGUGCAAAGGCGCUGAGUGAACGCCGUGGAGUGGGGCAGAGCCGGCACAUCCAGGCGAAGUUCUUGUGGUUGCAAGAUCGUGUGGCAGAACGUGAAUUGGAGGUGGAGAAGAUCAAAGGGCCGACCAACGACAGCGAUCUGGUGACGAAGGUGCAAACAAAGGACUUGGAGCUGCUUCAUAACUUGGGCAUUCACACCGAGUGGGUUCAGCACAACGCACGUCCAGGCACCCUUUAUGACGAGGCCCUGCGCUACGAGAAGGGUUCCGCCAUUCUGAGCACCGGCGCCCUGGCUGCCUUCUCAGGCGCCAAGACUGGCAGAUCGCCCUUGGACAAACGCGUGGUGCUGGAGGAAAGCACGGAGAAUGACAUUUGGUGGGGUCCGGUGAAUGUGCCUCUCUCUGAGAACACCUUCAAGAUCAACCGAGAACGAGCCAUUGACUACUUGAACACACGAGAACGCCUAUACGUGUUCGAUGGCUUCGCUGGGUGGGACCCGGACUUCCGCUACAAGAUUCGAGUCAUCACCAGCAGAGCGUACCAUGCACUCUUCAUGCACAACAUGCUCAUCCGACCGACCGAGGAGGAAUUGCUGAACUUCGGCGAGCCGGACUACACCAUCUACAACGGCGGCGCCUUUCCGGCGAACCGUGCCACCGAUGGCAUGACCUCCGGGACCUCGGUGAGUCUGAACUUCAAGACCCGAGAGGUGGUGAUUUUGGGCACGCAAUAUGCUGGGGAGAUGAAGAAAGGUGUUUUCACCAUCAUGAACUACUUGCUGCCCAAGCGUGGAAUUCUGAGCAUGCACGCCAGCGCCAACGAGGGCAAGGCCGGCGAUGUGACCAUUUUCUUCGGCCUCAGUGGAACGGGAAAGACCACGCUGUCCGCAGAUGAGAAUCGCUUGCUGAUCGGCGACGACGAGCAUGCCUGGACAGACAAGGGUAUCUUCAACAUUGAGGGCGGUUGCUAUGCCAAGGCCAUCGGCCUCACACGUGAGAAGGAGCCUGAGAUUUGGGAUGCGAUCCGCUUUGGCGCGCUGCUGGAGAAUGUGGUCUUCGACCAACGCACAGGCGAGGUGGACUACAACGACGGCAGCAUCACAGAGAACACACGGGUGUCGUAUCCCCUGGAGUACAUUCCCAACGUGAAGAUCCCGGCCGUGGGCGGUCAUCCAAAGAACAUCAUCAUGCUGACCUGCGAUGCCUUCGGAGUGUUGCCCCCCGUGUCCAAGUUGACUCCUGCACAGGCCAUGUAUCACUUCAUUUCUGGCUACACUGCCAAGGUGGCUGGUACUGAGAUGGGUAUCACGGAACCCACCGCCACCUUCUCGGCAUGCUUCGGCGCACCCUUCAUGGUGUGGCACCCGGCCAAAUACGCGGAGCUUUUGGCUGAGAAGAUGUCCAAGCACAACGUGAAUGCUUGGUUGAUCAACACCGGCUGGACCGGUGGCGCCUUUGGCACUGGACACCGAAUGAGCUUGAAGGACACCCGUGCCAUCAUUGAUGCGAUUCACUCGGGGGACCUGGCAAAGGCGGAGUAUGAGUCCUUUGAGCGCUUCAACUUGCAGGUGCCUAAGACUUGCGCCAAUGUGGACACCAAGAUCUUGAUGCCCAACAAGACCUGGGCCGACCAGGAAGAGUUCAAGGUGACCGCAGCCAAAUUGGCCAGUCUCUUCAAGGACAAUUUCAAGAAGUAUGAGGAGGGUUGCUCUGCGGACAUCAUCGCAGCGGCUCCGCACUAG